UGGUUGGCCAUGGAGGAGAGAACAGCGGUACCCCAGAAGCGUUUCUACCGGCAGCGCGCUCAUUCAAACCCGCUGGCGGAUCACACUUUAUUCUAUCCUGCCAAGCCUGAGGAAAUGGACUGGUCUGCUCUCUAUCCGGAAUUUUGUGUUCCUUUAGCCAAUGAUAAUUGGCACGAUGACCCAAAGGACAUGGAGGAAAGAACUAAACCUAGAUAUCAAGUGGAAUUUGCUGAUAUUGGUUGCGGUUAUGGAGGAUUGCUUGUGGCCCUGUCCCCGCUGUUCCCAAACACGCUAAUGCUGGGUCUGGAACUUCGUGUGAAAGUCUCCGAUUAUGUUUGUGACCGAAUCCAGGCACUCAGAGCCUCCCACCCAGGGCAGUUCCAGAAUAUUUCCUGCGUUCGCAGCAAUGCUAUGAAGCACCUGCCCAACUUCUUCCGCAAGGGACAGCUCCUCAAAAUGUUCUUCCUCUUCCCUGAUCCUCAUUUCAAGAAGACAAAACACAAGUGGCGGAUUAUCAGCUCCACUUUGCUGGCAGAAUAUGCCUAUGUCUUGCGUGAAGAGGGCCUAGUAUAUACCAUCACAGAUGUGGAAGAGGUGCACACAUGGAUGGUGAAGCAUUUUCAAGAACAUCCCCUUUUCGAGGAAGUGCCAUUAAAAGAAUUGGACGCUGACCCCAUUGUAAACCUCCUAGGAACCUCGACUGAAGAAGGGAAGAAGGUUCAGAGGAAUGGAGGCAAAGUCUUCCCAGCUGUCUUCCGUCGCAUCAGGGAACAAGAAAUGGCAAGAACAUGAGUGGGCAUUUUGUAAAUCCUUGUAGGCAUUCGUAUCUGCAGCAAGAAGACUGGUGAAAGUGUAGGAUUGGGUGCUUCUGGCUGCACUGGACUUGACCUUUCCUAAAUAGGGGCGGAUAAUCCUUUCUGAUGAAACAUUUCACUGUUGCAUGAGGGUUUUCUUGGAUCACAUGUUUGCUUCUUAAUUUUCCCCUAGAAGGAAUACAUCCAGCUGGCCUUCCUGAUGACUACAUAAAGGUCAGAAGUACACAGUUAGGAUCAAGUGUUAAGGAUAGAGGCUCUUUUAAGAUAGCUUCACUUGUCACUUUAUUUUGUUUAUAA
This is a messenger RNA of Notechis scutatus (mainland tiger snake), 1112 nucleotides long. It is a transcript of the gene METTL1, whose product is annotated as methyltransferase 1, tRNA methylguanosine. Gene Ontology annotation, molecular function: tRNA (guanine(46)-N7)-methyltransferase activity. The record is from RefSeq and is a predicted model, not a curated record. Lineage: Eukaryota; Metazoa; Chordata; Lepidosauria; Squamata; Elapidae. Gene Ontology annotation, biological process: tRNA methylation; RNA (guanine-N7)-methylation. Gene Ontology annotation, cellular component: tRNA methyltransferase complex.